AUGUCAAGCCAGAAACAAGACCAGCCAGAAGCUAAUGGCGCCACCACUACCACAGCACCUUCUGAGACUAAAGAUGAAAGUGUGCGCGCUCUUGUAUCAUUAGAAGAAGAUGACGAGUUUGAGGAUUUCCCAGUUGAACAAUGGAAUGACGGAGAUUUGGACCCAGAACUGGCAGAAGGUGGCGAACGACUUUGGGAAGAAAAAUGGGAUGACGAUGAUGCCGAUGACGAUUUUGCGGCGCAACUCAGAGAAGAAUUGCGAAAAAAUAGUGUUUAA
Molecule: messenger RNA, 276 nt
Organism: Magnusiomyces paraingens
Lineage: Eukaryota; Fungi; Ascomycota; Dipodascomycetes; Dipodascales; Dipodascaceae
Exons: 3
Coding region: 1-276 (91 amino acids)
Biological process (GO): proteasome assembly; double-strand break repair via homologous recombination; mRNA export from nucleus
Cellular component (GO): proteasome complex; proteasome regulatory particle, lid subcomplex
Source: RefSeq, a predicted model, not a curated record